AUGUGCCACACCAGCUGCUCCUCGGGCUGCGCGCCCAGCCCCUGCCAGUCAUCCCUCUGCGUGCCCGUGAGCUGCAGGCCUGCUGCCGUGUGCGUGCCCGUGAGGAGCCAGGUGGCCUGCUGCGUGCCCGUGAGCUGCAGGCCCGUGGUGUACGUGGCCCCCUCCUGCCAGUCCUCUCCGUGUGCGCCCGUGAGCUGCAGGCCCGUGGUGUACGUGGCCCCCUCCUGCCAGUCGUCCCCGUGUGCAUCCCCCCCCAGCCCGUCGCUGUUCUGCAGACCGGUCUCCUGUAGCACCCCCGCCCACUGCUGA
Messenger RNA from Lepus europaeus (European hare), 309 nucleotides. RefSeq names its product keratin-associated protein 12-1-like. Lineage: Eukaryota; Metazoa; Chordata; Mammalia; Lagomorpha; Leporidae. The transcript has 2 exons. The record is from RefSeq and is a predicted model, not a curated record. Bases 1 to 309 code for a protein of 102 amino acids.